AUGGAAGAGCGCGAAUACCAGCUGCCCGCAUGUCAGAAGUGCAAACUGCGCAAAGUCAAAUGCGACAGACAAGCACCCAAAUGCACAAACUGUAGAAAAGGGAAUGCCGCCUGCAUCAUCGUCGAUGCUAUCACUGGCGAACAGUAUGCACGUGACUACAUUCGGCAGCUGGAAGAGAAGGAACUCAACCUGCAGCGUAGGCUGGGCGAUCUUGACGACACAGGCGUUGCGACACCAGCCUCCACCGAAAGAUCGGACGUUGCCAAUCGGACACCAACAGGCCCUGAGACGGUAACGAGCUCAGAUACCCAGAGCGGGUUUGUUGGCGACGGCAGCGGCCUGGGCUUCUUGCAGAAUAUCCUUUCUGAUACCAAGUGGCAACACCAUCGCGCACAAAUCCUCGAGCAACUUGCGAAGCGCCCUCGUAUUGCUACGCAUCGACCUGUCGCUCGAGCACUACCACCACUGGCGCAGGCACGACAAUUGUUUGACAACUACUUCAAUCGGUUUCACGUCCACCAUACUUUUCUCCUUCGUAGCGAGAUGCUAGACGUAUUCAGCAGGGUCUACUCCCUCUCGCCAACACCAGAGAGACCCUCGGCCCAGGACUACUUUCGCCUCUUUAUGGUAUUCGCGAUCAGCGAUACGACCAGGCAUCGCGAGUGUCAGGCUGAUGGCGGAAGUGCCGAGCAUCCGUACGGGUAUUAUCUUGCGGCUGAACAUUAUCUUGCGAGCAUACCGUUGAUCAAAGACGCGGAAGCUAUCCAGAACCUAUUACUGAUAGCGAGAUUCGGCAUGUACCAUCACAUUGGAGCAUCGAUAUGGGAAAUAUCCCGCUUGUGUAUGCGGCAGUGCAUUGAAUGGGGUCUUCAUUCGAAGGCACAGGACGGCUUGAGCCCAUUGAAAGAACAACACCAGCGCAGGAUAUUCUGGGAGUGCUACGUCCACGACCGUUACAGCUCGGGCAUAUUAGGUCGCCCUUUCGCUCUUCUCGAGUCGGAGAUAAGCAUGCCACUACCGAUUGAUGCUGACGACGAAACAAUCGUAACGUCUGGUGCUAAUGUACUUGAAGAUGUUCCUUCCGCCACGAACGUUAGCCCAAGCGAGCUGUCAGUCAACCUGUUUUGCAUCAAGCUGCGACAGCUAAGCUCUCGGGUGCACACUGCCUUUUAUACUGGUCGAAAGCCCGCCUCAUAUAAUAGCGAAGACAGCACUCAGACCUCCAGGUUUCAAUCGAUAGGCCACAUAUAUUCGUCAUUCAUACAAUCCGACAAAGAGCUCCGCGCCUUGCGGUCGUCAGUACCAGUCUUCGUAGACCCCAAAUGUCUAUACGAGCGGUCUGAAUGGCAUGACUUUAUGUACGAGAAGGACCGUCUCCUGCUUGCCCGUGGCGCCAUGCACAACCUACCAGCACGGCAGUUCUCCGGAACGUCCAUUGUAAGGGAGAUACUGAAAGUGUGCUAUCAAUCAGCGAUACAUACGAUACAACUGUAUGCAGACCUUCGACGCAGAAACGCUAUCACUUGGACACGCAGCUACUUUCAGAUGAUCUUUACCGCAGGUCUUACUGUCAUCUAUUGCAUUAUCUUGGGUGUUUUGAGCGACAAUGACGAGCUCUCCGUCACUAACACUGAAACUCUGCCAACACUCGACACUUGCAGCUCAUUGUUAAACUACUUCAAGGACAAAAUGCCAGACGCAGGUUCUUUCGCCACUGUCUUCAGCGUCAUACUGGAAGAGUUCGUCAAAGAUCGUUUUACAUCUGCGUUACAGAUCACUUACAAUCGGAUGGCCAGCAGCACGAACGGGCAAACCUGGAUCACUUCAUACUUGGGGACUUUCCUGACCUUCCAAAUCACCAAGAUUCGCAAGACUUCGGCAUGGGUCUAA
Molecule: messenger RNA, 1890 nt
Organism: Alternaria conjuncta
Lineage: Eukaryota; Fungi; Ascomycota; Dothideomycetes; Pleosporales; Pleosporaceae
Exons: 2
Coding region: 1-1890 (629 amino acids)
Biological process (GO): DNA-templated transcription; positive regulation of transcription by RNA polymerase II
Molecular function (GO): DNA-binding transcription factor activity, RNA polymerase II-specific; sequence-specific DNA binding; zinc ion binding
Source: RefSeq, a predicted model, not a curated record